Molecule: messenger RNA, 3668 nt
Organism: Exaiptasia diaphana
Lineage: Eukaryota; Metazoa; Cnidaria; Anthozoa; Actiniaria; Aiptasiidae
Product: zinc transporter ZIP14
Exons: 7
Coding region: 1367-3250 (627 amino acids)
Biological process (GO): zinc ion import across plasma membrane; intracellular zinc ion homeostasis
Cellular component (GO): membrane
Molecular function (GO): zinc ion transmembrane transporter activity; calcium ion binding
Source: RefSeq, a predicted model, not a curated record
GUGCAAGUAUUUUUCCAAAUAAGAGCAGUUAAAAAAAACACUUAAAUGAAUAGCUACUAGCUAUUGUAAUUCGGUAAUUGGCCUAUUGUUUCGCUAAACUUUAAAUGUGCCAAAGACACUGACACUUAUGCUCUUCUGGACAAUACGGAGAUACGGAGAAUCAUUUCCGAGCAUCGUGUUCGACAGUUGUGCCUGAGACAGGACAGACAGACGGAAUUUAUUGACAGAGCAUAAACUACUUUGCAGCUAUUUGGCAGCUUUUCAGUUAUUUAUGCAAAGCAAUAAAAAACAUGAAUUUCGUUCAGGUUUUUCGUUCACAUAAGUAAAAACAAAAAUCAAAAAAAAAAAAAAGAAAGAAAGAAAAUGUAAGUUACAUCUUAAAUUACGAGUCUUCUACCUUGAGCCUUUUGGUUAAGAAUUCAAAUGUCAUGGCAAAAGUCUUCAUAUUUGCCAUGGUUCAACAAUUAUAUACAGAGUAAAUCUGUUUGCGUUUGAAACUGUGCAAUGAUUUUAUUCUUUCAACCGUUAAAAUGUAAAGACCUUUUCAAUAUCCAGAAUAUAAUUCAAGUCCAAAAAGAUUGAAUAGAAAUCACUUUAACUCAAAAUAGAUGUUUUUAAUCUCAAUUCUUUCCAUUACUGGUGCUGGUAUUGCUUAUUAAGAUGCACAUUCAUUUGUCAACAGGUGUUUGGAAUUUUGUUUAAGUCGCUCAGCGUCGCCUCGCGAUUUAUUCGGACUCGGCGUCAGUUGCGUUGCGCCAACWCCGGAAGCAUUCUCUUAACCAAACAUUGCUAAACAUCAUAAUUUGGUGAGGAUAUUGAAUUUUAUUACAUUACUAUUGUCUUUUUUUAUUUUUUUUUUAGGAAUCAUUACAUUUGAAUUUGCUGAUUAAUSAGGAUUUUCUCUUCUCAGAGUCCCACAAGAUAAAGUUUAUGGAAGACUUUUUUUUUCACCCUCAAGUCAUUUGCCAUUCUUUUACUUUCAACUAAAUGACAUAACGGCUGAAUUCAAUAGUGCCUUUUAUGGAUUACUGUUCUUAUAGAAUUUUUUUUAUUAUUUUAAAGUUAAUAUAAAACUGACCACUAACGAAGAGCUUCAAAUUUCAUAUAUCGAAUGACCUACGCAAGGGUAACAGUGUUUAUUCAUAACUAGAUAGUUGUUGCUGUUUACUCAUCGGAAAAGCUGGCAAGAUACCUCAGUUUUAUCGCUUAUCAUCCAACAGCAUUUAUUUAUAUAUUGGUGUGUAGAACGACACGCUUGCUUGUGCAUAUCUGCGUGCAUUUUUAGACAUUUUCUUGCUAUUUUUGCUUGUAAUUUCGACUCUUAUAAAGAGGUGACUUCAGUGUCAAACACUGUACGUGAACUGAUAUGGAUUUCUACCGCUAUGCCUUGGUUGUUGCAGUUUCUUUUUCCUUUAGUGGGCUCCUGUGUUUAUCAGCAGGGCAGAACUCCUCCAAAUUCAGUGUUGCUUCUGGCGUCCACAGUGAACCAGUUAAAAUCACCAACGCAACGCUCGACUUUGUGGCAAAAGUCUUCCAACGAUUCUCUGAAAAUAAUACUCAACGAAUGACUGUCGAUGACUUUUCUCGUUUACUUGAAACUUUAAAGAUUGGACAAGUAUUUGAUGUUUCUGGCCAUGCAGAGCAUGUGGACAAAAAUACCCUAAAAAAAUUGAAAGCAGAAGGACAAGACGACCAUAAUGUUCACAGAAGGAGCGUUGAGUCGCAAAACGUCCAUGGCAAAAAGCUGAAUUAUCACUACCAGAGGUUCCACAAUAAUUGUUUAAGCAAAGACCGGCUGCUCGAGAUUCACCACAUCAGCAAGAACAAGGUGCUCGCAAUCGAUGAUUUCAUCCAGCUUUGUCCCUCGCUUGUCUAUGAAGUACAGAGUGGGAGUUGCUGGCAUGAUCCCGAAAGCGUAGCAAAAUUAAAAGGAGAUGGCGUUACUCUUCUUGUUUGGGCGUAUGGUAUUGCUUCGAUCACUGUCAUCAGCUUAUCAACACUWUUAGCCAUUGCUGUCAUUCCAUGUCUUGGGAAAGCUGUUUACAGCAAGGUCAUGUCUUUUCUCGUCGCCUUGGCAGUUGGAACACUGGCUGGAGAUGCAUUCUUGCAUUUGAUUCCACACGCGUUUUUAAGAGGCGUUCAUGAGAGAGAAGGGCAUGAUGAGGACCAUGCAAACCCCCUCUGGAAGGGCGUGGCCAUCAUGUCGGGAAUUUACUUGUUCUUUAUGAUCGAGUCUUUCAUGAAAGCCAGAAUGUCACAACAUCAACACCAACAUGAAAAAGAAGAGAAACCUCAAUUGGAAGAGAGAUGCGGAACGCCUCUUCCUAACGAUCCUUUAGUCAAUUCAACCGAUAUGGUAAACCAUAAUAAUUGCUCGCCACGUGACUGCGAYGAAGCCAAUCGUCAAACCAAAGGAGGCUUUACGAGUCCUAGUGCUGACAGUACGUAUAUGACAGACUUGUCUCAGUCUGAUGCAGGGUUAGAUAGUGACGGAGUGGUACAAUACAACGAAAGCAUCACUGUUAUCGAGAACAAGACCCAAUGGAAACCACCAUCAUUUUUYCCAGACGAUAUCGACGGCACAGUUCUUGUAGAAAAAGGAAGCCAUAUUGGUGACUCGUAUUCCUACACCACGUGUGACCCCCAUCAUUGCCACAACACAUCGCAGCUCAGCCCACCUACAGAUGUCAGCGUUGGAGAAUCACUCGACGAGACAGAUAAACCCGUUGUCAUGGAUGAUCAUCACCAUGGGCACCAUCACCAUGAAAAAUCGAUUGACAAAAAUACCAGCGUAGCAACGGUUGCCUGGAUGGUUAUAGUCGGUGAUGGGUUUCAUAACUUGAGUGAUGGCCUUGCUGUAGGUGCAGCCUUCUCUAGCUCAAUUACCACUGGUCUUACAACUGCUAUUGCUGUUCUAUGCCACGAACUUCCCCAUGAACUCGGAGACUUUGCCAUUCUUAUCAAAUCUGGAAUUUCCUUYCGACAAGCAAUAGCSUACAACCUGGCAUCUGCCUUUAUUUCAUACAUCGGCCUUGUGAUUGGAAUGGGUCUUGGCAACCUUGACACAUCACAUGUAUGGGUACUAGCGCUAACAUCAGGCUUGUUCCUGUAUAUAUCACUUGUCAGUAUGUUACCAGAAUUAAAGGUCUACCAAGAGAAAGGUGGUUUCACAGUUUUUCUUUCGCAAAACGCCGGUAUUCUUACGGGUAUUCUUAUUAUGUUGAUCAUAGCACUAUUUGAGAAGCACUAGUAAUAUGCCAUUUCACGGUUCUUUUUACCCUGCGAGAUAACAUUUUUGUGGAAAAUUCCUUUCCCUUUACCUUCUUUAUAUGAUAUCCGGCCCUAUACUAGUAGUAUGCAAACAAUAUACGGCUGAAAUAGUCGUGUAACUACUAGUAUAUAGAAAAGAGAAACAAAGCAACACUAGAAUGGUUUUAGACGUUGUAUAUUGUCGUCACUAUCUAUUCCAAAGGUAUUAUUACGUAGCACUCUGCUUCGACGAGUUACGACUUGCUUAAUGAGAACCGUGAAGUGGUGUAUUGUUUUACAUAGCAUAAACACAACAUUAUCUUACGUAAAUCUUACGUUAACAUAAUAACGACAAAAGCACAAGAGAGUUUUAGAUACGCGUUUACGGCGAACGCCAAACGUCAAAACUGAUCACGUGA